AUGUAUUGCUUCUAUUUUUUCAAAUUGUGUCGGUACACAGCACCUGUGCCACACUUGGCUGUGUAUGCAGGCAUGUGCGAGUCCCAGUCCGCUACCUCUCCAGGACUUAUGACCCUGCCCAACAGUGCCGUGUGUCCUUCCCCAAUAAGUGUGGCCAUUGACAGCACCCCGGCCUCAGAGAGGAGAUUUGAUGGUGGGGCACCUGCCUCAUCUCACUUCCCAUCUAUCACUGAAAGCACAGAGGCAUCCGUGUCACAGGAGAGUCAUCCUCUUGCAUCCAAGUCUCGUGUAGCCCUGUCACUCAGCAGAAUCCUUCGGCGAGGAUGCAAUGCCCCAUCCAUGUUCGCCAGUCUCUCACCAAAAUGUGCUGUGACAGCAGGGGGAGGAAGAGUACAACCACUUGGAGUGGACCAACUUGCACAGCCCCAGCCCAAGAGGAUUGCCAAGUUAGUAAGACCCAACAAAUAAGACACACAGAAUUCACAUCUAUGAAAUAAGACAUUUUGGCCUGGUAGUUAAUCUCAUCAUCCCAUGCCAUUGGUACAGUUUUUUCC
Messenger RNA from Ictalurus furcatus (blue catfish), 554 nucleotides. Its product is annotated as regulator of G-protein signaling 9-like. The coding region runs from base 1 to 468 and encodes 155 amino acids. The transcript is spliced from 2 exons. The record is from RefSeq and is a predicted model, not a curated record. NCBI's taxonomy places the organism in Eukaryota, Metazoa, Chordata, Actinopteri, Siluriformes, Ictaluridae.